Molecule: messenger RNA, 1706 nt
Organism: Cuscuta campestris
Lineage: Eukaryota; Viridiplantae; Streptophyta; Magnoliopsida; Solanales; Convolvulaceae
Source: the annotation of a GenBank genome assembly
CUGCAGUCAUCAAAAGAUGUAGGCGCUCAGUCAUCACCACAGCCAAGAAAAGUAAAGAGAAUUCCUCAAAAACAACAAAAAGAGGGCCUCCAAAGUCAUCACCCAUCUUUAGCCCUUUGAUCCUCUCCUCUCCCGCUCUCCAAUCUUCAUCUUCUCUGUCAACCCUUCAAUUUAUUGUUCUUUUUGGAUUGUCGUCACCCUUCUCGUGGGUUUUGAUCGGUAUCGCUAUACGAUCAGGUUUAGGGUUCUUUUAGAUGGAGGGAGGAAAUGAGUCUGAGAACCACUUGAGUUCAGCUGCAGCUUUUGUGGAAGGCGGAGUUCAGGAAGCAUGCGAUGAUGCUUGCAGCAUAUGCCUCGAAACUUUUUCCGAUAAUAACCCUUCGUCUGUUACUGUUUGCAAGCACGAGUUUCACCUGCAGUGUAUCCUCGAGUGGGGACAGAGAGGUUCGCAGUGCCCUAUGUGUUGGCAAAAUCUUAGCUUGAAAGACCCAAACAGCCAGGAACUGUUUGAUGCAGUGGAGCAUGAAAGGAAUGUGAGGAUGAACCCGCCAAGAAACACCACAAUUUUCCGUCACCCAACUUUGGGAGAUUUUGAAUUGCAACAUUUACCAGUAAGUGCGACAGAUUCUGAGCUGGAAGAGCGCAUUAUUCAACACUUGGCAGCAGCGGCUGCUAUGGGUAGGGCACGUCACCUUGCAAGGAGAGGUCAGAGGGGUGGUAGGUCAUCAUCUCAAGGUCACCCUCAUUUUCUGGUGUUUUCCACUCAUCCAAAUUCAUCUCCCGCCAUUUCUGACUUCUCUACUCAGAUAAGUGGAGGUGAACCUUCCCACCCUGCCCUCCUUGUUGAAGGUUCUCAGCAAUUGGUUUCGCAACCAUAUUCUGCCCAAGUCGAUCAGGUUUCUGCCUCUACGGUAGGUCAACUGGGCACUUCAUCAGUUAAUAACAGGAGUUCCCCUUCUCAUUCGUUUCCUCAAAAUCAAAAUAGAGCUGGACCAUCCGACUUCCAGUCUUUUUCAGAAUCUGUAAAGUCAAGGCUAAGUGCAAUGUCAAUGAGAUACAAAGAGUCCAUCACCAAGAGCACAAGAGGUUGGAAGGAGAGAUUUUUCUCCCGAAAUAGUUCUGUAUUAGAUCAUGGUCCUGAAUCUAGGAACAGGGCUAGUUCAGAUAUUUCCACUGUAUCACACCUUAUGCGGCAACUUGCACCUAGGCAGGAGGCUAGUAGUACAACCCCUGUUUCUUUAUCAAAUAGGCGAGUGGAAGAUUUGUCAACUUUACAGGAGUAUCGUUCUGAGGAGCGAAUCUCGGAAAUUGGUGGUAACCGUUCUUUAGGAGAGAUUUACCAUCAAACUCCACCUCCACCUGCUACUAGCUCUGCUUCAAUCUGAGUUUUGUUGGACAAGUUGUUGCUGGCUACAAGACUGGUAAUCUUGGGAGGAGUGGUAUGCAUGCUUCACAGCCUCCAUAGUCAACAUAUGAUCUAUGAGCAACAGUUUAAUUUUUUAUAUGUAAUUUGUUUCAUAUGUUGCAAAUUAUGUUUAUGGUUAUGUCUUGUUUUUCCUUUUUCUUCAUCAGACUGAAUUUAUUCACAGUUUAUUAAUCAGAUGUAAUUGCAUUAUAAUGAGCAUUUGAUUUAAUUGAAGGCACAUUAUUUUUACUUCAUAUACUGACAAUGUUUAGCUUCUGCUAAAUAAUGGGCUAAAUCAAAA